Messenger RNA from Clonostachys rhizophaga, 513 nucleotides. The record is from the annotation of a GenBank genome assembly. Lineage: Eukaryota; Fungi; Ascomycota; Sordariomycetes; Hypocreales; Bionectriaceae.
AUGGCUGAAACGGAUGCAGCAAAGACCCAAGCCAAGGGUGCCAAUGGCGCCACAGCCACGAUCGAGCGGGCAACGAGUGACGAUGUACCUGCCAUUAAAGCCAUGGUCCAAAGUGCAUACACCAAGUACAUCGAACGCAUAGGCAAGGAGCCGGCACCUAUGACGACAGAUUACAGCAAAUUACUGAACACCCACGACAUCUUCGUGCUCCGGCCUGACGGGUCGUCCACAGCCCAGGGCUCCAUUGUCCUGCUCGCAAGGCCGGACUCUGAUGCGGUGGAUAUCAACAACCUGGUCGUGGACGUUGCAUCCCAGGGCAAAGGCUACGGGAGGCUGCUGAUGAACUACGCCGAGGACUUCGCCCGUGCUAAAGGCCGGGUUGCGCUGGAGCUCUAUACGAAUGUGAAGAUGUGGGAGAACAUUGGCCUGUAUGCGAAAAUGGGAUUUGAUGAAGUUGACCGGAGGGUUGAAGACGGAUACGAGCGUGUGUAUUUUCGAAAACCGCUGAACUGA